Molecule: messenger RNA, 336 nt
Organism: Mixia osmundae IAM 14324
Lineage: Eukaryota; Fungi; Basidiomycota; Mixiomycetes; Mixiales; Mixiaceae
Exons: 1
Coding region: 1-336 (111 amino acids)
Source: RefSeq, a predicted model, not a curated record
AUGUCGGAAACCCGGAAAUUGUUCUCGAGACGGGCUGCCCGCGAUCUUGUCGUUCAGGCCGAGCAGGAAUGUGCGGAGCUUCCAGUCGAGCAGACCGGGCAGCACGAAGUGGAGGCGCAGGAAGGGCAAGCCGUCUUGAAGAUCUUCUUCCUUCAACUCCGACCACGCUUGCUGGACGUCAAAGCUAUUUCGAAAGACCGUCCAGGGGCGGAUAUCCAUCCAUUCCAUCAACUGAUUGUAACGCAAUCGUGUCACUGUGGCAACGAGCAAAGGAUCAACGCGGUCAAUGACGCUCCGUUGGAACUCACCGAAAGCUACGCGAAGGAGGUGCUCUAG